Molecule: messenger RNA, 3456 nt
Organism: Blastomyces gilchristii SLH14081
Lineage: Eukaryota; Fungi; Ascomycota; Eurotiomycetes; Onygenales; Ajellomycetaceae
Product: ARF GTPase activator
Exons: 4
Coding region: 1-3456 (1151 amino acids)
Biological process (GO): intra-Golgi vesicle-mediated transport
Cellular component (GO): trans-Golgi network; cytoplasm; endosome
Molecular function (GO): protein binding; GTPase activator activity
Source: RefSeq, a predicted model, not a curated record
AUGGGAAAUGUAAGCAGCAGGCCAGAUGAACUGGGGACGCUUUAUCUCAAAGACCAAACAAGGCUCGCCAUUGCGUCUGUCAUAAUCAGCAACUCUCGUGGAAAUGUUCUCCUGACUAUCACAACGAAUUCAUUCCCCUCGACGAAGGUUAUUCCUAAAAGGGACUCGGGGGACGAUCGACCCAUUGAAUACAUCCAGGACCCCGAGUCACCAUCUACUGGAUUGCCCUCCUUUCUUCUAAAACUGUAUAAUGAUGACGAGUUGAAUUUUUGCUUCACCUUUUACGUUCGGCAGGGACAGGCGAGGCAGCUUGCGCCUUCGACAACCAACGGUGUGGCGACUUGUCUACCCGAGACCAUCGAUACGGUUCUUACCGGCCUUACAUUCGCCCACGCAUCAAAUUCAAGAGAUCUGGAUAACCUAGUCACCCGGGAAUUCCACGCCAACCCCAAUUUACAGAAUAACUCCAACGUCAAACACGUGGGGAAUUUUUCGACCUCAGGGGAUCCGUCAAUUCAAUUUGACUGGUCAUGGAAAUGGAAGCCUCCCAGACAAGCAGAGGAUAGAGGUGGCGGUUGGCGCAACUGCUGUAGUUUCCUUGACUACGAUCAAAGAACAAACCGGCUCAACACGCUUGCAACAUUUUCUUUCUGGGUCCAAAACGUACCUAGACCUUCGUCUAGUCCUCAGAUUCCUUCUCCUGGAUUCGACCUGACUGUACCUCCUCGCUAUCGCGUGGCUUCCUCCCAGUCCGUACACUCCCGAAUGAGCGACACCGAAGCUAUUGGUGAUCUCCAGCAUCCUCCAACCCCUCCUGAGAUUGGGGAUAAGCUACCAUCCCAACCUCCUAUCCAACCGCAGAGCUCUGUUAAGUUGGACGUAACAUGCCAGCGGCCAGGGGAGGACAUGAGUGCAGUUGAAGAUGGGCCGCUGUUUCGUGCUACAAUGAAGGCUUUGGAACAAAAAACAGGUAAUAUGCGGGCCAAGAUGAAGAAGGUUUUGAAAAGGGCCGAGGCUGCGUAUCAAGCCCAAAUCGCGUGUAAUGAUUCUGUUAGUGCGUUUAUCACAGCGCUCAAUGAUGCAUCUCCGUCUAAUUCCAAUGCUAUUCAACCUGCAUUGGAGCAUUACUUUGACCGAAUCGCUCGAGAAAUUCUGAAUUACGAACAACAGAAUACGAUACACCUCCAGAAACUCAUCAUUGAUCCGCUCUCCAAGUUAUACAACCAUGACAUCAAGCAAGCGGAAUCAAAGAAGAAGGAUUUCGAAGAAGAAAGUAGGGAUUACUAUGCUUACGUGGGACGGUACCUGGGUCAGAGGCAAGAUUCUUUGAAAGAGAAAAAACGGGCAGAAAGCGACUCGAAAUACCAAACGAAACGAAGGAAUUUUGAGUUGAAACGUUUCGACUAUUCAUCAUUCAUGCAGGACCUUCAUGGUGGACGGAAGGAACAGGAAGUGCUAUCUCACCUGACAAAGUAUGCUGAUACACAAGCAAAGAACUAUCUGGCUGCAGCGAAGAGGAUUGAGGAGAUGGUCCCUCAGCUCCAGGCGCUUAUAGAUGAGGUAUCCGAAGCCGAUAAAGAAUUUCAGUUUCAGCGCACGGAGAGGGAAGAGAAGCGAAGAGCCUUGGAAACGAGUACAAAGAAGUACAUUGAACCGGGAUCGGUACCAGCCUCUGGCGCUCCUGCUGUGGGACAGGGAAUCUCCAAUCUUUCUCAUCAAUCCGACUCUGAACUUGGACGUGCAGAUAGUACAGGUUCACAACUGAAAACAGUUGUUAGUGGCAAUUCGGGACUUUCUUCGUCACUGAAUCCUCCUGUUCUCAUUGAAACGCCCGUCGGAUCUUCAUCUACACCAGCAGGAUCAAAUAGAUUCAAAGGUAUUCGGGACCUAGAGACUCGUGACUUGUCCGGUUCGAUUCCCGAUAUGCAGGAAUUUCAACAUCGAAAGGAGGGUCUUUUAUGGGCUUUAUCACGCCCCGGCUCUCACAUAGACCCAAAGGGGAUAAACAAACAAGCCUGGCAUAAGUUUUGGAUAGUCCUUGACCAAGGAAAACUUUCAGAGUACAGCAAUUGGAAGCAAAAACUGGACUUACACAUGGACCCAAUCGAUUUACGGAUGGCGUCUGUCCGAGAAGCCCGCAAUGCUGAAAGGCGCUUUUGUUUCGAGGUCAUAACUCCCCAGUAUAAGAGGAUAUAUCAAGCGACGUCAGAAGAAGACAUGAAUGCCUGGAUUGUCGCUAUAAACAAUGCGUUGCAAAGCGCUGUGGAGGGCAGAGGUCUUCCACCUGCUGCCCUUCAACAACCGAUAACGGAUGGUGCCAUUCGCCGUGGUAUUGGCUCCGUUCUAACGGGGAAGACCUCCCACUCCGCUCAACAUACAUAUUCCAAUCCUUCCUCUUCCGGUGUUAAUCGCCGCACGACAGUUGGCGCUCGACCCAGCUACGUUCGGAGCGAUAGCAAUAGUUAUGAAGAGAAUCCGUCGAAGCUUUUACAAACAAUCCGUGAUGCUGACCAAGGGAAUUGCUGGUGUGCGGAUUGCGGAUCUCUGUCUAAAGUGGAAUGGGUGUCAAUCAAUCUUGGCAUCGUUCUGUGUAUUGAGUGCAGCGGGAUUCAUCGGUCAUUGGGCACCCAUAUUUCAAAAAUUCGCUCCCUCACUCUUGACAUUCAUUCAUUUUCUAACGACAUCGUCGAGAUACUCCUACAAGUUGGAAAUCGGGUUAGCAAUAUGAUUUGGGAGUCUCGGCUAGACCCACCACUCAAGCCCACUGCUCAAUCGACUAGAGAACAACGACUGAAGUUCAUCACAGCAAAAUAUAGCGACAGAGCAUACGUACAGCCUUUUUUAGCCACCCUCUCCCGCUACUCUACAGCUGAAGAGACUCUUCUGGCAUCUAUCAAAAGGAAUGACAUUCAAGGUGUAUUGUAUGGGAUCGCUCUUCGCGCCAAUCUCAAUAUAAGAGACCGGUCUCGGAAUACCCACCCGGUGUUCCUGGCUCUUGCGGCUGCCGACCCCGCAGCUCCCAGUUCAUUAGGACAAACAACGGUUGUGGACGGCAGGUCUACUACCGUACCUCCUUCAGCUCAUGUACCAUUCCCAAUUGCGGAAUUGCUUGUACAAAAUGGGGCAGAGAUUCCAUAUGAAAUGCCAACCAUUCCUCUAUCACCCGCAGCCCAACUGUAUGUAAACCAACGGACAGCUAAGUCAAGGGGAGGUUUUACCGUCCAAUCAAGACCGCUUGCUUCAUCAGUGGGGAAUCCGGGAACUGACACCGUCAGCGCCCUGCCCCUGAUUCACAGUGGCAAUCCCUCGUCCAAUGGCGAGAACAUAUCAACGUCAAUACCUGGCUCUCGUCCGCUUUCAGGGCUGGACAACAAGGAGAAGGAGAGGCUGCGGAAGCGGGGCAGCGCUGGAGCUCGAUUUGCGGGAAAGGUGGCUGCAUUGGGGUCAGACCGAUAG